CGCCGGCUGCGGGAGCGGCACCGAUCGGCACCGGGCCCGGCGGGCACCGAGCCCCGCGCACAUCACCGAGCCGGGCCGGGCCGGCAGCCCCCGCACAGCAUGGCCGAGCCGCCGGCGGCAGCGCCGGCCCCCGAGGGCGAGGAGGGCCCGGUGCGCUUCGCCCGCAAGGGCGCCCUGCGGCAGAAGAACGUGCACGAGGUGAAGAACCACAAGUUCACGGCGCGGUUCUUCAAGCAGCCCACCUUCUGCAGCCACUGCACCGACUUCAUCUGGGGCUUCGGCAAGCAGGGCUUCCAGUGUCAAGUUUGCUGCUUCGUCGUGCACAAGCGGUGCCAUGAGUUCGUCACCUUCUCCUGCCCUGGCGCCGACAAAGGCCCUGCCUCUGAUGAUCCCCGGAGCAAGCACAAAUUCAAAAUCCACACGUACUCCAGCCCCACCUUCUGUGACCACUGCGGGUCGUUGCUGUACGGGCUCAUUCACCAGGGCAUGAAAUGUGACACCUGCAUGAUGAACGUGCACAAGCGCUGCGUGAUGAACGUGCCCAGCCUGUGCGGGACGGACCACACGGAGCGCCGGGGGCGGAUAUACAUCCGGGCGGACAUCGACAAGGACGUGCUCACCGUCGUAGUAAGAGAUGCUAAAAACCUAGUUCCUAUGGACCCUAAUGGCUUGUCAGAUCCCUACGUGAAGCUUAAACUAAUCCCUGACCCCAAAAACGAAAGCAAACAGAAGACCAAAACUAUCAAGUGCUCCCUGAAUCCUGAGUGGAACGAGACAUUUAAAUUCCAACUGAAAGAGGCGGACAAAGACAGGCGGUUGUCUGUGGAGAUCUGGGACUGGGAUCUGACCAGCAGGAAUGAUUUCAUGGGCUCCUUGUCCUUUGGGAUCUCUGAGCUGCAGAAGUCAGGAGUGGAUGGAUGGUUUAAGCUGCUGAGCCAGGAGGAGGGGGAGUAUUUCAACGUCCCAGUGCCUCCCGAGGGAGAAGAAGGAAACGAGGAACUGAGGCAGAAAUUUGAGAGAGCCAAGAUCGGAACCGGGUCCAAGGCUGCGGACGAGAAGACAAGAAAUGCCAUUUCCAAAUUUGACAACAAUGGGAGCAGAGAUCGGAUGAAGCUUUCAGACUUCAACUUCCUGAUGGUGCUGGGAAAAGGAAGCUUUGGGAAGGUGAUGCUGGCGGAGAGGAAGGGCACAGACGAGCUCUAUGCUGUGAAGAUCCUGAAGAAGGACGUUGUGAUCCAGGAUGAUGACGUGGAGUGCACGAUGGUGGAAAAACGCGUCCUGGCUCUCUCUGGGAAGCCUCCAUUCCUGACCCAGCUCCACUCCUGCUUCCAGACGAUGGAUCGCUUGUAUUUUGUGAUGGAAUAUGUGAAUGGUGGGGACUUGAUGUACCAGAUCCAGCAGGUCGGGAGGUUCAAGGAGCCCCACGCUGUGUUCUACGCAGCAGAAAUAGCCAUUGGCCUGUUCUUCCUGCAGAGCAAAGGCAUCAUUUAUCGAGACCUGAAGCUGGACAACGUGAUGCUGGAUAGCGAGGGGCACAUAAAGAUCGCGGACUUUGGCAUGUGCAAGGAGAACAUCUGGGACGGGGUGACCACCAAGACGUUCUGCGGCACUCCCGACUACAUCGCGCCCGAGAUAAUUGCUUACCAGCCUUAUGGGAAGUCUGUGGAUUGGUGGGCGUUCGGAGUCCUGCUCUAUGAGAUGUUGGCUGGCCAGGCCCCCUUUGAGGGAGAAGAUGAAGACGAGCUCUUCCAGUCCAUCAUGGAGCACAACGUCGCCUACCCCAAGUCCAUGUCCAAGGAGGCAGUGGCCAUCUGCAAAGGGCUGAUGACCAAGCACCCUGCCAAGCGCCUGGGCUGCGGCCCCGAGGGGGAGCGGGACAUCAAGGAGCACGCCUUCUUCCGCUACAUCGACUGGGACAAGCUGGAGCGCAAGGAGAUCCAGCCCCCCUUCAAGCCAAAGGCUAAAGACAAGCGUGACACUUCCAACUUCGACAAAGAGUUCACCCGGCAGCCAGUGGAGCUCACGCCCACGGACAAACUCUUCAUCAUGAACUUGGACCAGAACGAGUUUGCUGGAUUCUCCUACACUAACCCCGAGUUUGUCAUUAACGUGUAGUCGCGGCGCAGCCCUCUCCUCGCUGUCCCAGCUCCAGGUCGCCUUGUACAUACCGACACUAGUCUUCCGGGAUUAGCAGUGCAGACACACAUUCCCUCCCGCCAAACACGCCGACCGCUUCUCCUAGGAGGCCUCUCCAUGUCCGUGCCACUCGCUAGCUUGGUUUCCCUAGCCGGAGGUGUCCGGGGUGCCAGUUACCGAUCAGUGAUACUUCUAGGAACUAUAGUUGGUGGUGACUAAUAGAGUUUUCAAACAGAAAUAUACCAAAUUGCUACAGUCUCUGUAAUUUUUGCAGUGGAAUGCUGAGAUCCCAGUGACCCAGCUACUCCCAAAGCGUUGCUGUGGAAUGCUAAGCAUGGUUGAUCGCUUAAAGCGUUGUGCUGAAGCUUGCAAUGAGUGUGAGCUUGUCUUAGAGGAGCCUUUUGUUCAAGACAUGGAUACAUUUGAUCAGUGUGGAAAAAUCUGCUUGUAGACCUAUAUUUUUCAAUGCAUUGUCGAUAGGGUCAGCCCGGCUCCCUGGAGUGUCCUCCCCCACCAUCCGCCUUCCCCAUGCCCGGGCAUUACCACUCCAAACCAAUCCCAUGCCAGUUCUUGUAAAUCAGAGCAAAUCUUUUUCUAAGUGAAAGGUGGGAUUUUUUUUGUAACAUCUGGAACAGUUUGCAGUUUUGAUACGCUCUGUCAGCACUCGCAUAAAUCUUUCACAGACACUGUCGAGAUGUAACAGCUCUGUAAAGGAUAUUAAUAUUCUACCAAAACAGAACACAUUUAUAUUCUCAGUUUACAAUUUACCAACUGAAAACACGCCCAAGACCAAAGGGCUGCACUGAGGGCUAUUUAUAAUGGAAACUUUUCUACUUUACACCCUCUGCUAUUCUCUUCCAGGCUCCAAACCCAUGGAUUUCACAGGCAUCUUGAUUUCCCUGAUUUCCACCAAAAUUCCUGGGGGUUUUAGUCAGUAAUCCAGGAUCUUCUGCAUCAUUUAAAAAAAAAAAAAAAAGAAUGAGAAGAGACAAUUUCAGCAGCUGUUUGUGAGGCAGAGCCGUGGUGUGCAGGAGGGCAGGGGUGGGCAGGAGGAGGCAGGGGUGAGCAGGGGCUGGAAGGAGGGGACAACAACAGGCAGGAGAGGGCAGGUGGAGGCAGGAGCAGGCAGGUGAGGGAAGGAGUAGGCAGGGGCAGGCAGGAGGGGACAAGGGCAAGCAGGAGGGGGCAGGAGCAGGCAGGUGUGGGCAGGGACAGGAGCAAGAGCAGGCAGGUGGAGGAAGAAGCAGGCAGGGAAGGGCAGGAGUGGACAGGCAGGAGCAAGGGCAGGCAGAUGAGGGCAGGAGUGGGCAGGGGUGGGUAGAAGGGAGCAGGCAGGAGUGGGCAGGGGUGGUCAGGGACAGACAGAUAAGGGCAGGAGUGGGCAGGGGCAGGCAGGGCUGCCCACGGGAAGCUGGGCAGUGGCUCUGGCUGUUGGGCACACAGAGGGCUCUGGGUCCCCGUCCCCACUCCCAUCACAGCCCCGUCUGGCUGGUUUGCAGAACCCCCUGUGUGUGUUUUCUGAACCAGCACCGGUUCUGCUGUGUGUAGCUGUUCCUCCAUGUCAUGGGGAAAUGGAGUGGGAUUUUAUCAGUCAGGAGGAGUGCUAGAGAGGAAAUUCUGGUUGUAGAUCUUUUAUAAACAUCAAGCUAUACCUUUGGAAAUUUUCUUCUUCUUUUGAUGAUUCCUUGAGAACAAAAGGCUGCCAGCAGCGAAGCCGCUGUGCCGGUGCCGGGGGUGGAUGGGUGUCCCCGCUCCGUUACCCAGCCACGGGCACUGUCCUGUGCCGGUGCCGGGGGUGGAUGGGUGUCCCCGCUCCGUUACCCAGCCACGGGCACUGUCCUGUGCCUGCUGGGGCGUGAGCUGAGCCCACGGCCUCGGGUCCUGCCCUGGGCUGGAGGAAACCAAACCAAACCCAGAAAAACUGCAAAUUGUGCCAGAUGGAGGAGGGUGUUGAUGAGAGGCCCAGGCAGGCCAGGGGGCUGGUGGCCGGUGAGAGCUCCCGUGAGCCCCCCACGCGUUCCCGAGGACGCCGCGCCAUCCUCUGCAGACCACAGCUGAUGUCAGAGCAUGUGCGUUACUGUGACCUUCCAACCUGUUGCUGCAGAAUUAGUAUUACUUCAGUGGUGAAUGUUUUUAAUUUCCCCGUCUUCGGCUCUGAAGGCACUCCCAGGUCUGUCCAGGAUGCUGCUGGAGGGUCUCCGGGGCUGAGGGGCACCCCGGGGCCGUGGGCACUGCAGGGGCUGCUGCGGGGGGAGUCACGUCUUUUCUGUUUGGCACUUGUGUGUCUGUGUUGGGGUGACACUUGUGCGUGGAGCAGGCGUUGCUGGAUUCUGAACAAACUGGGUGGCCCUGGAGGGGACUGCAGGGAAGCCGGGGCUGGCACCAGGCAGCCCGGGUGGCAGCUUUGGGACUGAGAUCCACGUUCUAGGGAGAGUUUGGCAAAGGCUGGGUCCUCUUCGCAGGACUCACACCUUCAGUAUUCCUGACACUGUCCGUUCUGCCGCUCGCCAAACUCUUAUUUCAAGGUUUAUUUCCAGAUGACCUGUUUCUUCUGUGGAGAAACGUGUAAUGGGAUGUGUCUGGCCCUGCACAGACGCUCAGAUCUGUGUGGACUCCUCCAAGGGAGGGCAGGGUGACAGGGGUUGAGUCACUGUUUACUGUAAUUUGAUGAUUUAAUCUUCACUAUUGGAUGGGGAAAGCAGAGCUGCAGGAGGAUGCUCAGAGCUGAGUUGCAGGAGAGCCCCAUUCACCAAUCCCCAGGUGCUCUAAUGAUGGAGAAAGCCCAGGAAAUCCAUACCAAUAAAUCCCAUGGUGCCCCCACUGCUGUGUGUCAGAGCAGUGCUGGGGACCAGGGGACAGUGUGAGGCAGGAGAAGGAUGCUCAUGGGGGACAGAGGUGGCACCUCAGCCCGCUGAUGCAGGGGGGGCUUGCAGGGUGCCCCUGGGCAGUUGCUGCUGCUGGGGGAGCGGGUGCAGGUGUGGUGUCCCUCCUGGAUGCAGUGGGACUGGCAGGGUCCCGCAGGGGCAGAGGGGGAGGGCUGAGGAGGCAGGACAUGCACUCACCACACUGCAAAGGAUGGCAAGUCCUGACUUUGUGCAAGGCUGGGUUACAGCUUAGUGCUGCAGGUAAGUGGGGUUCAGGCUCUCAGGUGGUUUCCCUGGGACGGGAUGGGUCAGACAGCUCCCCCUGGGCUGCUGGCUGGUGGCUGCUCCGUUCACAGAACCUGCCCUACUCCUGCUCCCAGUGGGGCUCUGUUUGCAUGUGGCUGGGGACCUGCUGCUGCCCUUCCCUGCCCUGGCUGGAGCUCUGAGCAGCCUUCUCAUGCUGAGACCCAUCACCCAAGGAGUUAUCGACUGAUUUAAUCCAUUUAAUAAAUAAAUGCGAGUUUGCACAGUGGCCAACCCAUGGAGACAGAGAGCCUCAGGGGUGGAAGAUGAGCAAGCACAGGGCAGUCGAUGUGCUCUGAUGAUUGUGAAUCCCAGAGCUCUGAUCUAAGGGAAGAACCAGGGGAGUUCUAGGACAGAACAGAAGGAUCAAGCUGUUCCAAAGGUUAGGAUUGCACCUGGAGGGUGGAACUCGCUCCCACUGCUGAGUUCUGUGACUUGCCCACGGUGGCAGGAGCAGGUGAGCCUGUCUGACCACACGCCUCUGGCUCCAUGCAUGGAAGUGUCACCUGAGCUGUUUAUUUCUGAUCACAUUCAAAGUGGCAAUUAAAACAAGAAAAAAAAAAAGAAAAAAAAAUGUUUAUUGUUGAACAGUUUGUGUUUGUGAAUUUGAUUUCACCUGCAAGUAUUUGAUGACUUUUCUACAUCCUAGACUACCUGCUGUGUGUUGUCAAACGGUUCUCAUUAAGACCUCCUUUUAGAUGGGCAUAUACUCUUGAUUCGAUUUGCUGCAUGUAUGAAAAAAUAAAAUAUAUAAUUUUAAAGAAA
Messenger RNA from Myiozetetes cayanensis, 6068 nucleotides. It is a transcript of the gene PRKCB, whose product is annotated as protein kinase C beta. Gene Ontology annotation, molecular function: ATP binding; diacylglycerol-dependent serine/threonine kinase activity; zinc ion binding. Gene Ontology annotation, biological process: protein phosphorylation. The coding region runs from base 100 to 2115 and encodes 671 amino acids. Lineage: Eukaryota; Metazoa; Chordata; Aves; Passeriformes; Tyrannidae. The transcript has 17 exons. The record is from RefSeq and is a predicted model, not a curated record.